Molecule: messenger RNA, 749 nt
Organism: Selaginella moellendorffii
Lineage: Eukaryota; Viridiplantae; Streptophyta; Lycopodiopsida; Selaginellales; Selaginellaceae
Exons: 8
Coding region: 32-673 (213 amino acids)
Source: RefSeq, a predicted model, not a curated record
GAGCUCUAGAGAAAUAUUUUAGGGUUCUUCAAUGGCGAGGAGCGCGGAAUGUGAGGGAGGCGCCAAGGAUCUAGCGAUCGGGAGCGGCGAUUUCCAGAUUCUCAAGGAGGAGCUGCGCUAUUCGCGCUAUCUCAACGUUUACAAUCGCAUUGUGGAGUAUCCCCCCGAUGCACAGGAUGCCCGCAAGGUCGUGGAAUACGACAUUGUAGGCUCCAGGACUGUGUCGUUCCAUUUCUGUGCCGUCAUGCCUUUCGACUCGAAAAGCAAGCUUGUGACUUUGAUCAAGGAGUACGCGCAGGGAUCGAAUGGAAUGAUGUUUAGUUUGCCUUGCGGUGGUCUCUCGAAAAGCCAUACUUCUCUGGAAGAUUGUGCAAUGAAGGAGCUGUCCGAGGAGGCUCACUUGCACGAUGGCAAGCUUGUAAAGCUGAUUGGCGACGACCAUCCUGGUUUGCUCGAGGUAAAAUGGUGCAGGAAUAGAUUCACUCCAUAUCUGAUCCUGGAUCCUCUGAUCGAUCCAAACCCGAGACCACGAGAUAGUGAGGAGUAUAUGGAAAUUGUGAGAGUGGACUUGGAAGAAUUAGACAAGAUCAUGUUCAGUGGCCAGAUGAUGCUACCAUCGAUUGUGACUUGCUCCAUGGGGCUAAGGUACCUCAAGAAACAUCACAUCUUAUAGCUCCAAAACUAGGAAACAACAUCUUCAAUAACUAGCUGAUAAAAGAUGAACAUGUGCCUGCUAUUUUUCGAUUUUA